AUGGCCUUCCAGAGCUUGCCCAAUGAGUUGUUUUUCAUCAUCGCUGGACACUUGAGCCAGUCUGGCCUCAACGCCCUCACCCAAAGCUGUCGGCUCUUCCACUCAGUUCUCAACAGCACUCUGUACUCCAAGAACAUUCGAUCCAACCGCAGCUCAGCUCUGUUUUGGGCUGCGUCGAACGGAAGUUGUGGAACCGUGCAAAUCAUGAUCGCCAACGGUGCUGAUGUGACAAUCAGAGCGGAACCUGAUGUUCUCGCUCAACGGAAUCUCAGCCACUUGAGCAGAUACAACCUACAGCGCAAUAGGUGCUCCAUGACAAUGCGCCAGAGUAAGCACAAACAUGUGACAGCCUUCUCAACUUGCGGCACAACACCUUUGCAUCGAGCUGCUGAGCGCGGCCAAGAAGCAGUGGCAAGAUGCCUCCUAGACAACGGAGGCGAUAUGCUAGCCAUCGACGCGGGUGGGUACUACCCCGUUCAGCUUGCAGCAUAUCAAGGUCACGAGUCUAUUGUCAGACUGUUUCUCGAGAGAGGGUUCCAGCCAAACACUCUGAGUUGGGCGGCAUUUGAUCCAUCGGCCCUGCAUAGCGCAGUAUCCGGUGGACAAUCUGGCAUUGUGAAACUCUUACUCGAUCAUGGUGCGAAUGCAAGCCUGACAAAGGACUCGAAAGCGAUCGCCUACUUCAAUCGCUCUCCCCUCGAUCUGGCAUUUUUCGAUCGGUUACCAAACCAAAUGCAACAGAAUUUGGACUCUACGCUCGGCAAAGAGAAUAUUCACAGCGGCAAAGAAGACUGCGCAUUGCUCCUGGUCGAGUACGGAAUACCAUUCGAGUUGUUGGAGGAAAAUAGAUGCCUACUCUCUGCAGCGAGGAGAGGCUAUAUCAGGCUAGUCAAAGCACUAGUGGAUCUUGGCCUUGACCCGAACCAGGAGCAUUAUGGGCAAACUGCACUGUCGUGUGCCAGGGGUGCCCGAUGCCAGGAAUUGAUUGAAUUCCUCAAACCGCUUACAAAUCCCAAUGCAAAAAAGAAGCGCAAGCGCCGUGCGGCAAGUCAUGAAAACACCUGCUUGUGUUUUCGAGUCAUCGAGGACUUUUGA
Messenger RNA from Penicillium daleae, 1095 nucleotides. Its product is annotated as ankyrin repeat domain-containing protein. The record is from RefSeq and is a predicted model, not a curated record. Gene Ontology annotation, molecular function: protein binding. NCBI's taxonomy places the organism in Eukaryota, Fungi, Ascomycota, Eurotiomycetes, Eurotiales, Aspergillaceae. The transcript has a single exon. The coding region runs from base 1 to 1095 and encodes 364 amino acids.